CCCUCCAUAUCAUGUGAUUCAGGUGCUCCAAUCCCCUCCAUAUCAUGUGAUUCAGGUGGUCCAAUCCCCUCCAUAUCAUGUGAUUCAGGUGUUCCAAUCCCCUCCAUAUCAUGUGAUUCAGGUGGUCCAAUCCCCUCCAUAUCAUGUGAUUCAGGUGUUCCAAUCCCCUCCAUAUCAUGUGAUUCAGGUGUUCCAAUCCCCUCCAUAUCAUGUGAUUCAGGCGUUCCAAUCCCCUCCAUAUCAUGUGAUUCAGGUGUUCCAAUCCCCUCCAUAUCAUGUGAUUCAGGUGUCCCAAUCCCCUCCCAAUCAUGUGAUUCAGGUGUUCCAAUCCCCUCCAUAUCAUGUGAUUCAGGUGUUCCAAUCCCCUCCCAAUCAUGUGAUUCAGGUGUUCCAAUCCCCUCCAUAUCAUGUGAUUCAGGUGUUCCAAUCCCCCCUCCAUAUCAUGUGAUUCAGGUGUUCCAAUCCCUUCCAUAUCAUGUGAUUCAGGUGUUCCAAUCCCCUCCAUAUCAUGUGAUUCAGGUGUUCCAAUCCCCUCCAUAUCAUGUGAUUCAGGUGUUCCAAUCCCCUCCAUAUCAUGUGAUUCAGGUGUUCCAAUCCCCUCCAUAUCAUGUGAUUCGGGUGUUCCAAUCCCCUCCAUAUCAUGUGAUUCAGGUGUUCCAAUCCCCUCCAUAUCAUGUGAUUCAGGUGUUCCAAUCCCCU
Messenger RNA from Staurois parvus, 699 nucleotides. NCBI's taxonomy places the organism in Eukaryota, Metazoa, Chordata, Amphibia, Anura, Ranidae. The record is from the annotation of a GenBank genome assembly.